Drosophila eugracilis is the source of this 2181-nucleotide messenger RNA. RefSeq lists its product as uncharacterized. The coding region runs from base 1295 to 2089 and encodes 264 amino acids. Gene Ontology annotation, molecular function: DNA binding. The record is from RefSeq and is a predicted model, not a curated record. NCBI's taxonomy places the organism in Eukaryota, Metazoa, Arthropoda, Insecta, Diptera, Drosophilidae. The transcript is spliced from 3 exons.
UUCUACUCGUUUAGCUCAUUCUUCUCGCUAAGCGACGAGUAAGCACCAGCAGACAAAUCCUCUUGGCGUGAAAAUGCACACAUGGGUAGGCCUAGACUCGUGGACACCGCCAGCCAAGUGGUCCUCCUCCCUUGCCGUAUUGCGAAGGGCUAACAUCAAGCGGCACUACGAGCGUCUUAAUCCUGAUAUAAUCUUUCAGCGUCUCAGCAUUCCCUCAGCAACAACAAGCGAAGCAUACGUGUUCCUUAGCCAGACCAUGAGCUUAGUGACCAACGGCAUUUAAUUCUUUUCAAAAUUGAAAUUACUUUUUCGACAUGUUUGUGGCCAAAACAGGAGUGAGAACGAACCACCUAACCGCCACUCAAAGCGCAAGUAACAAGGGUAAAAUAUUGCAUCUCCGGCAGCUGUGAAACAUUAAACUGAGCUGCUUAAACACGCAUUCGCGCCCUCUCUUUCAUCCGCCCUAUACCCACCUCUCUCUCACAUCGCACUGUAGUUGAAAAUUACUUUUUGCAUGUGUUUUUCAGUUUCUUUCUGUUUGUGUUUUUUUCCCAUUUUGUUUGCUGGCCCGUUUCCAUCGGUUGCCUUUUCACACAUGCCACUUAUUAACCCAAGAGUGGCAAUGAGGACUGAAAAUAUUUAUUUAGAAUACAUAACAACUUUUUAUUCCUUAUUCAGACCUACGGCUUUCUUUUAAUCUUCUUAGCUAAAACUUUUUUAAUCGGAUUUUCACCGACCUGUAGAUGCCAAAAUGGGACGCCCCCAAUUAGUGGAUACUUCGCGACAGAAAGAGAUGCCACUGCAAGUUGUGCGAAAAACUAUUGACCCAUCGACCGGGUAAUGUAAGGCGACCACUAUAGGAUUCACCACCCAGACAUUAUCAUCCUGCAAGUGCUGAGGACACGCUCAUUCCUAAUUCGGUAAGUACCCUGACAGCUAAAACAUAUCUGAUAUUAUCCACCCACUUUGCGCUAGGAUAGGCAUUUUGUUAAUCACAAAACUCGGACACAUCAACGAAAUAGCUUGGAAUGGCCCUUGGUCGUUAAAAACCGAAACCAAAAACUAACCGAAACCGUUUCAAACCGGUUCAGUGCCUCGAUAUGUUUCAGCGAAACCGCCGUUCGUAGUGGUUAGUUUUCGGGUUCUGCUCUCUGAACCGCUCCUCUCUGAACCGUUCUCUUUCCAUUUGGUUCACAGAACGGUUUUUAAAUUGCUUGCGGGCUGAGCACGCGAAUUUCAUUUAGUAAACGAACGUAGCUCAGAUACGGCGCAUCAAGAUCCGUAAACCAGAAUAAUGUCGAAAAAGUACCCAAAUCCGGUGCUUGAGCACUUUAUCUACAGCGAAAAUACGCGAAAAAGCACAUGCAAGAAGUGCUUCUUCGACAUGGCUGGUCGUCACUCCGAGAAUCUGAUGAGACAUCUCAAGCGCAAGCACGAGGAUGUCUACAAAGUUGUCCGUGCCAAGAAAUUUGCCAUACGAACCAUUCUCGAAUACCAACAGAAGGCGCCAAAACAAGGCGAAGUAUUCUCCACAGAUCAGAUCCUAUCCUCCAUGUUCCACUUCACAUCGAAACCGAAAAAGAUUCGCAUCUCCAAGGUUGCUUCUCAGUUGCCGUCGAAUGGUAGCAUAGAAACCGCCGGCUUAAUUGAUAAUGAAGUGGUGGCCGUCGGCGACAACGAAAACAACGCUUCUGGCAGUCAAUUCGAUGACAUUUUCAUAGGGAAAACCGAGCUGCCCGAUGAGGUUGAUCUGUCGAAUGACACUGAGGACACCGAACUAGCAUCAGUAGCCGUGUCCGCGGCCAUACCUUCGACAUCGUCAACGGCAGCCAUCAAUUCCACUGCCAGCUUGACUUCCAGUCCUGCUCCUGCGACAUCUGUUGCUGCUCUAACUCCUUCGGCUCCUGUGGAUUCCCCACUCGCCAGCGAUGAUGCCGUCUACCUUCAAUAUCUGGCCAACAAGCUGAGCAAGUACUCCGAACGCACCAAGAACAUAGUCCAGUUCCAGAUCAAUAGCAUUCUGUACAAAGCGGAUAUGGGAUGUUACGGAGAAGCAGACCCCAAGCUUCUCGAUUCCAAUUUCAUUUGAAUGACCAUCUUUAUGGUCUCUGUGUAAUUAAUUUUUGUAUAUUCAAUUUUGAAGUAUGUUUUAAAUAAAUUAUCCCACGAGUUGUCAAGCAG